CCCGGGCGAUUGAUGGACAGCGGCUGCAGGAGGGAGGAGGGAGGAUGGGGCCGCUGGUGUUCGGCUGCUGGGUGGUUCUCCUCCUGCUCCAGCGGACACUGGUCAUUGCAGGUCUAGGAGUUAAUGAAUAUUUGUAUUUCCAAGUUCUCAGUCCUGGAGACAUAAGCUACAUCUUUCAGACGAAUCUGGCCAAGGACUUUGGUGGUAUCUUUCACACAAGAUAUGAGCAGAUCUAUCUGGUUCCUGCUGACCCAUCCCAUGCCUGCGGUGACCUAAACAACGGAGCUUUCAUUCAGGAUCAGAUUGCCUUGGUGGAGCGCGGGGCCUGCUCGUUCUUGUCCAAAGCACGGGUUAUUCAGGAGCAUGGUGGCAGGGCAGUGAUCAUCUCGGACAACAUGUACGACAAUGACAGCUCAUAUAUCGAGAUGGUGCAGGAUGGGACGUCCAGAGACAGCGACAUCCCAGCACUGUUCCUCCUCGGGAAGGAUGGGUACAUGAUCAGACGAUCGCUGGAGUUACAUGGCCUCCCGUGGGCUGUGAUCUCCAUACCGGUGAACGUGAGUGGGAUCCCGACGUUUCAACUCAAACAGCCGCCAUGGACUCUCUGGUGAACACAGACCCUGGUCUCCACCUGCCCAUUUGCACUAGUCCCAUUUUCCGAAAGGUCCUCUCCUGAUCAAAUUAAGUAUUUGUAAUGUUUGUGGUUUCGCACUUUUAUUUAAUAAAUGAAUCUGCUGUUCACUUUUA
Messenger RNA from Carcharodon carcharias (great white shark), 747 nucleotides. RefSeq names its product protease-associated domain-containing protein 1-like. Lineage: Eukaryota; Metazoa; Chordata; Chondrichthyes; Lamniformes; Lamnidae. The transcript is spliced from 5 exons. The coding region runs from base 45 to 611 and encodes 188 amino acids. The record is from RefSeq and is a predicted model, not a curated record.